AUGUUCUUUGUUAUUGUGGAUUCCACAUCAAAAUGGAUUGAAGCUUUUGUAAUGCAGAGGACUACAGGAACUGCGGUGAUUAAGGUGUUAAUGGAGAUAUUUGCUCGCUUCGGGUUGCCAAAAGAAGUGGUUUCAGACAAUGGACCGCCCUUCACGAGUCAGGAAGUGGAUCAGUUCAUGACACGGAGUGGAAUUAAACACACUUAUAGUGCACCAUACCAUCCCGCUUCAAACGGAGCCGCAGAGGGGGCUGUCAAGCUAUGUAAACGGGCUCUGCGGAAAGCCACCAAAGAAAAGGUAGACUUGGAUGUGGCAUUGCAGUCCUUUUUAUUUAACUACCGGAAUUGUCCACACAGUACCACAGGUGAGUCUCCAGCCAUGAUGUUACAGAAACGAGCUCUGCGCUGUAGGCUAGACUUACUUCAACCAGGCGCCACAGUCGAUCAACGAGUCCGGCAAGCUCAAGGCAAGCAGGUGGAAAGGUUCGCUAGCAAACCAUUAUAUCAAAUGAAGCAGGGAGAUCCAGUUUGGUUGCAGGAAUACAGCGGCCCCGAUAAAUGGGUGCCAGGAACAAUAUCGGAGGUAAAAGGAAACCGCAACUAUGUCGUGACAAGGGAAAACGGUACCACCAGUCAUAGGCAUACUGAUCAACUAAAGAAAAGAUUCAAAUAUUGUGUACCACUCGGGACCCAAUUUAAAAACAAGGAGGAUAUAGGUAUAGAAGUGCCACAGUCGGUCGAGCUUCCGACCCAGACCGCUCAGGACGCGCCCGCGGCGCCCGCACAGCCCGGCACCAGUACCGACCCGCCCGUUCAGGUUAAAAGUCAUGAGAGUAAAAGAGUUAGACGCCCGCCCGUCAGAUUUGGUUUUGAGAUAGAUUAA
Cydia fagiglandana is the source of this 882-nucleotide messenger RNA. RefSeq lists its product as uncharacterized. Gene Ontology annotation, molecular function: nucleic acid binding. The record is from RefSeq and is a predicted model, not a curated record. Gene Ontology annotation, biological process: DNA integration. The transcript has a single exon. Bases 1 to 882 code for a protein of 293 amino acids. Lineage: Eukaryota; Metazoa; Arthropoda; Insecta; Lepidoptera; Tortricidae.